Molecule: messenger RNA, 1221 nt
Organism: Penicillium macrosclerotiorum
Lineage: Eukaryota; Fungi; Ascomycota; Eurotiomycetes; Eurotiales; Aspergillaceae
Exons: 1
Coding region: 1-1221 (406 amino acids)
Source: RefSeq, a predicted model, not a curated record
AUGCAGCACAUCAAGGACGUUGACGAUGGUCACUCGACUAUUAUCAUGGUGCAGGUUGAGAACGAAGCAGGUCUGCUUGGUGAUUCUCGGGACGGCUCCGCGGCUGCAGAGAAGAGAUUCCGCGAAUUAGUUCCAAACGACUUGGUAACAUUUCUGGAUCAGGAAUGGCCAAAUCUUCACGCCGACCUUAAAGCAAAUCUGAAUAACUUUGAAUCCCAGAAAAACCCCAAUGGCUCAUGGGAGCAAGUCUUUGGCAAAGGUCCACGUACCGAUGAACUCUUUAUGGCAUAUCACUACGCACGAUACUUGAACCAAGUGGCUGCAGCAGGAAAGCAGGUGUAUCCUAUCCCGCUAUAUACGAAUGUCUGGCAGAACUACGAAGGCGAUGGUGACGAGUUCCCUAUUGUUGCCGGCGGCGGCAGCCUCCCGGGUGAUUAUCCAUCAGGAGGUGGUACUAGCAAUGUUCUCGAUAUUUGGCAGCAUUUUGCUCCUUCGCUCGAUUUCAUCUCGCCUGACAUCUACCUUAACGACUAUACCAAGUCAUGUUACAAAUACCGCCACCGCAAUCAACCACUGUUCAUUCCGGAGCAGCGCCGCGAUGAAUACGGCGCACGGCGUAUUUGGAUAGCAUACGGCUCAUUUCAGGCUAUUGGGAUAUCGCCAUUUGGCAUUGAUACUCUUGAACCAGCCACUAAUCCGUUCACCAAGCACUACCGGCUCCUGAAGUCGGUAUCGUCGCUGAUUCUCGACGCUCAAACUCGUCCGGAUGCAUCAGUCGGGUUUUACUUCGACGAGCUCAACGACAAUGGCACUGACAGGUCUGCGCCAGUCGUAAAACACUGGGGCGGUUAUGAGAUAACUGUUGAGCGGUGUUUUGUGUUCGGCAAGCCCGGCCCUGGCGCAGGUAUGGUUAUCCACCUCGGCGGGCCGAAGUUCCUCCUGAUCGGUUGGGGCUUCCAGGUGCGCGCACGCUCAUUAUCCCCAACUAGCAUUUACACGGGUAUUCUGCGUUUCCGGGAAAAGCAGGUAGCUAACCAAGAGACUGGCGAGUUGCGGACCCUGCGGGCACUUAACGGCGAUGAGACUCGGAGCGGGAUGGCCGCAAUGAUGCCAAAUGAAGAGCCAGACUAUGGGGGAUUUCCGAUUUGUGUGACAAUCCCGGCGCAUACAAUGAUUGCAGAGCUCGAGGUUUACUCGAUUGACGAGGUUGACGAUGUUUGA